This is a messenger RNA of Medicago truncatula (barrel medic), 3218 nucleotides long. Its product is annotated as probable methyltransferase PMT26. The record is from RefSeq and is a predicted model, not a curated record. Gene Ontology annotation, molecular function: methyltransferase activity. NCBI's taxonomy places the organism in Eukaryota, Viridiplantae, Streptophyta, Magnoliopsida, Fabales, Fabaceae. The transcript has 9 exons. Gene Ontology annotation, cellular component: cytoplasm; endosome; trans-Golgi network. The coding region runs from base 391 to 2871 and encodes 826 amino acids.
AGGUCUUUAUUUAGCUACCCCCCACACGGUGUUUCACGGAUUUUAUGCAGCCGUCACUCUCUCCCAGUCUCUGUUUUUUUUCGUUCCUUUCUUUGGUCUCUGUUUCUUCACUCAAUCCAACUCUAUCCCUCUUCUUUUUCCCUUACCCAUUUCAAUCACCACAUUCAAUUCUCAAUAUUUUAAUAUUAUUAUUCCCUAUCAACUUUACCCCACCAAAAUCAUCAUCUUUCGUAUAUAUAACUCUUCUUCCCUUCACCAUCUCAAUUCAAGAUUUCAUUUCUCAUCCCUUUUCUUUCGUUCUUCAUGCCCUACAACACAAUGCAGAGAUAACUAUUCUCUCUCAGAUCUGCUUCUUUCAUAAUAGAAUUCCACUUUUUGAUAAGUGACAACAUGGCGCAAGCGAGAUAUAGUAGAAUAGACAAUAAACGAUCUCCGUCGAGUUACUGCUCAACGGUGACGAUUGUUGUGUUUGUUGCUCUAUGCUUGGUUGGUUUAUGGAUGAUGACGUCGUCCGUCGUUCCGGUGCAAAAUGUAGAUGAGUCGACUAAGAAUGAGGUGAAAGGACAGAGCGAGGCGAAGGAUCAGGCAACUGACAUCACUAAUAGCAAUCCUCAGAAUUUUGAAGAUAAGAAGGGAGAUCUGCCCCAGGAAUCUACCAAGGAGGAUAACAAUGCUAAGCAGUCCGAAAACAACCAUGUUAUGCCCAAAAAGCAGGAAGAGAAAUCGGAUGAAAAGCCUGAAGAUAAGUCUCCUGAAGAUACCAAGAUGACAUAUAUUGAUCCAAAUCAGAACAAGAAGACAUCUGAUUCGGAUGAGAGCAAUAACAAAUCUGUUUCUGAUGAGAGCAAUAACAAAUCCGGUUCUGGCGAGGACAACAAGAAGUCCGAUUCUGACGUGAGUGAGAAGAAGUCCAAUUCUGAUGAGAGAGAGAAAAAAUCGAAUUCAAACGAUAAUAAAUCUGGUUCAGAUGCAAGUGAAAAUAAAAAGGAUGAGUCGAGUGAAACAACAGAUAAUAAGACAGAAGAAAAGGCAGAUCAAAGUGGUAACCAAGAGUCUGAUGAAAGCUCUAAUGAGAAGAAAACAGAUGAAAAUACCAAAAACCAGGGUUCUAAUGAGCUACUCCCUUCUGGGGCCCAGUCAGAGCUUUUGAAUGAAACUACAACUCAAACCGGAUCUUUUUCAACUCAGGCAGCAGAGUCAAAGUCUGAAACUGAGUCCCAAAAAUCCUCCAAGCAAUCUACUGGGUUCAAUUGGAAACUCUGCAAUGUCACUGCCGGCCCUGACUACAUUCCAUGCCUUGACAACUUGCAGGCGAUUCGGAACCUUAAAACUACUAAACACUAUGAACACAGAGAAAGGCAGUGUCCUGAAGAUCCUCCUACCUGCCUUGUCGCUCUUCCUGAAGGAUAUAAACGCCCAAUUGAAUGGCCCAAAAGCAGAGAGAAGAUAUGGUAUUCCAACGUUCCACACACUAAGCUUGCUGAAUACAAGGGGCACCAGAAUUGGGUGAAAGUUACAGGCGAGUACCUUACUUUUCCUGGUGGUGGAACCCAAUUCAAACACGGUGCGCUUCAUUACAUUGACACCAUACAACAGUCUGUACCUGAUAUUGCCUGGGGCAAACAAACACGUGUGAUAUUGGAUGUUGGAUGCGGCGUUGCCAGCUUUGGUGGCUUUCUCUUUGAAAGAGAUGUACUUGCAAUGUCAUUUGCACCAAAAGAUGAACACGAAGCUCAGGUACAAUUUGCACUUGAAAGGGGAAUUCCUGCUAUAUCUGCUGUGAUGGGCACAAAGAGGCUUCCCUUCCCUGCUAGAGUAUUUGAUGCCAUUCAUUGUGCACGCUGUAGAGUUCCGUGGCAUAUAGAAGGUGGCAAACUUCUGUUGGAGUUGAAUAGAGUAUUGCGACCUGGUGGUUUCUUUGUAUGGUCUGCUACUCCUAUUUAUCAAAAGCUGCCCGAAGAUGUAGAAAUAUGGAACGAAAUGAAGGCUCUAACAAAAGCAAUGUGUUGGGAAGUGGUGUCUAUCAGCAGGGAUAAACUUAAUAAAGUUGGUAUAGCUGUAUACAAGAAGCCAACUUCUAAUGAGUGUUAUGAGAAACGUUCCAAGAAUGAGCCUUCUAUAUGUCAAGACUAUGAUGAUCCUAAUGCCGCCUGGAACAUUCCAUUGCAAACUUGCAUGCACAAAGCGCCAGUUAGUUCGACAGAACGUGGGUCACAAUGGCCAGGGGAGUGGCCAGAAAGACUGAGCAAAUCACCUUACUGGUUAUCAAAUUCUGAAGUUGGAGUUUAUGGAAAACCUGCUCCUGAAGAUUUUACUGCUGAUCAUGAACACUGGAAACGUGUAGUGUCCAAGUCUUAUCUAAAUGGGAUUGGCAUUCAGUGGUCCAAUGUGCGCAAUGUCAUGGACAUGAGAUCAGUUUAUGGAGGGUUUGCAGCAGCCUUGAUGGAUUUGAAAAUUUGGGUUAUGAAUGUGGUUCCGGUAGACUCACCGGACACACUUCCAAUUAUUUAUGAACGUGGUCUGUUUGGCAUAUAUCAUGAUUGGUGUGAAUCAUUUAGCACAUAUCCCAGGUCCUAUGAUCUAGUUCAUGCAGAUCAUCUGUUUUCAAAGCUUAAGAAAAGGUGCAAGUUUGAAGCUGUAGUUGCCGAGGUUGAUAGGAUUCUCAGGCCUGAGGGAAAGCUUAUUGUCCGAGACACUGCUGAGACCAUAAACGAGCUGGAGAGCUUGGUGACGGCUAUGCAGUGGGAGGUUCGUAUGACUUACACUAAAGAUUUGCAGGGCAUUUUAUCUGUCCAGAAGUCCAUGUGGCGGCCUACAGAAUUGGAGACAGUAGAGUAUGCUAUUGGCAGCAUACCAAAUUCGAGACAGUAGAGUAUGCUAUUGCUUAAGCAUGAUGAGAUGCCAACAAGAGUUAGGUGAUUUUAGGGUUUUAUUUGCUCAAAAUUCUGUCUGUUUCCUACAUUAUUCCUUAUGUAUCAUUAAGUUAGUCAUUUUUUUUUUCUUUGCUAAUUUAUUUUGAUCACCACUGUAUGGAGGCUUGUUUCUUUUAUUGUAACAUUAGUUAAGGAAUUCUGAUCACAUUCUUGGAAUUUUAGAGGCUUUGGAUGAUUGAUAGUUGAGGUUCUGGAAAUAGUUUAUUCUUGACUACCAAAAUUUGGUAUUAGUUUUGUAAUUGAAUAUUUAGACAAGAACAAUAUAUUAUUGUUUCAAAUAUCAAA